AUGACCGACAAAGAGGUUACGCGGGCUCUUGCUUCAAUCGAUAAGACCACUGAAUGUCAAUCGAGGACCGCUGGCCCAUUUUCGGUCUUUCAGGUUCAGCCUGAGCACAGACAGGUUGAUCAACUGUCUGGCUCCUCGUUGCUCGGAAAAGAAGAAAAGCCACCCACUCAACGUGAUAUUGACUUCAGUCAGAGUGACGAUCUUCAACCUGCAGCAGAACAGCAUCCCACGUUUGAGAGUGAUGAUCCCCGAUGGAUGAGCCUGUCAUUGACCAAGGAUCUAAAUAUACUCUCUGGUGAGGACUCUUCUGUAGCGUUGAACGAGAGAAAUGUUCACGAAAUAGAAGAUGAAUCAGAAAACCCCACCGAAAGUGUGAGACCUCCAGGAUUUAUUCAUCCAAGAGAUCAUUUCGCCCAAGAUAUUGAGUCCUCUAUACCCCUUCGCCCCCCGAGGGCCCAUGAACUUCAAGCAUUGCAAAUAAAAGGUUCCAUGGACGUGAGGAUGUCAUUAAACACCCUUACUUACAGUUUUGGCUCUCCUCAGAUCAAAAAUUCUUCGGUUACAAUGCUCAUUCAUCACUAUACAAACAACAUUGUCCAUUUGAUGCAGCCUGUCUCGCACAAGGGAAAUCCCUUCCAAACGCUAUACCUUCCCCUUGCAAUUGAAGGAUCAAGUGACAUUGAAAUUGGCCAAGGCUCACGACGAGGAGUAUCUCCAGCAACAGUUGCUGUAUUCCACAGUCUCUUGUGCUCUGCAGCUACCAACCUCGAAGGCCUAGGGUCUAGGAAUACUAGACUUCAGCAGCUUGCAUACCGCCACAAAGAGCGGGCUCUAAAUGCACUGCGAAAUUCACUUGUCAGGAAGAUUGGUCGGUACAAAGACUUGAUGGUAGCCAUUUUGUCCUUGGUGUCUGUCGAUAUCCUCGAUGGUGGUGUGAACGAUCAUUGGAUUCAUUUAGAUGCAGCGAUCAAACUCCAAGCAUCACGACAACACACAAGCCUAGUCGGCCGAGAGGCCAGCCAGCUAGACAUGAUAUGCACCAUGCUUCGACUUUUUGCCCAGACUGCCCUUCCCUCGCCGGACCCGAUUCCAUGGAAUGAUAAUGCUGGCCCAGAUCGGACGGAUUAUGACUUUUCAGAUCCAAGCAUUGAAUACAUGUAUGGUAUCACGACGAAUCUUGCCAGGCUGAUAAAGCGAAUCUACGAAAUAACGCGGUAUCUUGCAUUUUACAAAGACAGAGAGGACCCCGCGACUCUCCUAGCCGCCUGUGAGGGUCUGGAGGAUGAUCUGAUUUCUUGGAAGAUUGAUUCCGAGCCAUUCUCAGCGAUAGGUACGGAGAGAGAGGAUGCAAAGCAGGUAGCUAGGGCACAGUCAAGGGCAUUCCACUCUGCUGCUUUGAUCUACUACUAUCGAUCUGUCCAGAACUGCGAGCGGAGAUAUCUCAGCGUGGAACAAGAAAAUAUACUCCUUGCCAUGAAUGAGGCUGAAGACCUGAAACUCUGUCUGAUUAAAGAUAGCUCUGUUCCAGCUCCACUCACAUGGCCGGCCUUUAUCGCAUCAUGCGAGGCGAUAGGCGAGUAUCGCCAGCGGUGGAAUGAGUGGUGGGUUCGAGUUGAGAAAUAUCGCCUGAAGAGCUUUUCGAAACAGCACAGUAUUGUGCAACAGGUUUGGAAAAAACUUGAUAGAUCGGAAUCACUCACCGAUUGGCGGGAUGCGCUUGUGGAAAUGAAUUUCAGAAUCAUUCCAGUGUAA
Messenger RNA from Penicillium manginii, 1752 nucleotides. Its product is annotated as fungal specific transcription factor domain-containing protein. The transcript has 2 exons. Bases 1 to 1752 code for a protein of 583 amino acids. The record is from RefSeq and is a predicted model, not a curated record. Gene Ontology annotation, cellular component: nucleus. Gene Ontology annotation, biological process: positive regulation of transcription by RNA polymerase II. Lineage: Eukaryota; Fungi; Ascomycota; Eurotiomycetes; Eurotiales; Aspergillaceae. Gene Ontology annotation, molecular function: transcription cis-regulatory region binding; DNA-binding transcription factor activity.